This is a messenger RNA of Cynara cardunculus var. scolymus (artichoke), 1401 nucleotides long. Its product is annotated as cytochrome b561 and DOMON domain-containing protein At2g04850. The transcript has a single exon. NCBI's taxonomy places the organism in Eukaryota, Viridiplantae, Streptophyta, Magnoliopsida, Asterales, Asteraceae. The record is from RefSeq and is a predicted model, not a curated record. Bases 1 to 1218 code for a protein of 405 amino acids.
AUGAUUCCCUUUCUCUCCCUCCUCCUCCUCCUCCUCCACCCUCAUUCAGCUUUCUCAGCCCACUGCACCACCACCACCACCACCAAAACCUUUGAAAAAUGCAUGUCACUGCCUUCCCAAGAAGCAUCGAUAGCCUGGACGUUCCAUCGACACAAUUCGACUCUCGAGUUGGUCUUUUCAGGGACCUUUAUAUCGCCUUCGGGUUGGGUUGCAUGGGGGGUGAACCCGAGCUCGCCGGAAAUGACCGGGACACGAGCAUUGAUCACCUUCCCUGACCCAAACUCCGGCCAGCUGGUUCUGUUACCUUACAUCUUAGAUCCGACAGUCAAACUACAAAGCGGUCCACUGCUAUCUCGACCACUUGACAUCCAUCUCCUAUCUUCUUCCGCUACAUUAUAUGGCGGACGAAUGGCGACGGUCCAUAACGGUGCCACCAUUCAGAUAUAUGCCACGUUAAAACUUAAACCAAACAAGACCAAGAUUCAUCAUGUGUGGAAUAGAGGGUUGUAUGUACAAGGCUAUUCUCCUACCAUCCAUCCAACCACCAUUAACGACCUUUCCUCAACCGCCACCAUUGAUGUGUUAUCGGGCAUAUCAGCCUCGGGACCAAAAAGCAACAUCAAAACGCUAAAAAUUGUUCACGGGGUCAUGAAUGCGAUUUCAUGGGGGGUGUUUUUACCGACUGGUGCGGUCACUGCACGAUACCUACGACACAUACAAUCCCUGGGUCCCGUGUGGUUUUAUGUGCAUGCUGGAAUUCAGCUUUCGGCCUUUUUGUUAGGGACUGCAGGCUUUGCCAUUGGGGUCCACCUGGGAGAACUGUCGCCGGGGAGGGUCUACGGGCUUCACCGCAAGCUGGGGUUUGCAGCAUUUUUCUUGGGUAGCCUUCAAACGCUAGCACUUCUAUUCAGACCAAAGACUACCAACAAGUUCAGGAAGUACUGGAAAUCAUACCACCAUUUUGUGGGGUAUGCAUGUGUGAUUUUAGGAGUUGUGAAUGUGUUUCAGGGAUUUGAAGUGAUGGGAGAAGGGAGAUCUUAUGCUAAGUUAGUGUACUGCUUGUGCCUAUCUACGUUGAUUGGAGUUUGUGUCGCACUAGAAGUGAAUUCUUGGGUGAUUUUCUGUAGAAAAUCGAAGGAAGAUAAGUUGAGAAGAGAAGGGGUUUUUGUAAGGGGCCAAGAGAAAGCUUGUGGAUCAGAGCUUGGUGAUCGACACUAGCCUCCAAAGUUUCUGUAUUUCCCCUUUUAACAAAUUUUGUUUGUAAUCUUUCAUUGAUUAAAGUGAAUUGCACCUUUUAGCUAUCAACAAUUAGUACAAGAUGGAUCUACAACAGGUCGAUAAACAAGUAAAGCAUAUCUACCAGUUUUAAUCGAUCAGCAAGAAAACUUAGCUACCUGUUGA